Besnoitia besnoiti is the source of this 1536-nucleotide messenger RNA. RefSeq names its product 2-oxo acid dehydrogenases acyltransferase (catalytic domain) domain-containing protein. Gene Ontology annotation, molecular function: lipoic acid binding; acetyltransferase activity. The record is from RefSeq and is a predicted model, not a curated record. NCBI's taxonomy places the organism in Eukaryota, Apicomplexa, Conoidasida, Eucoccidiorida, Sarcocystidae. The transcript is spliced from 10 exons. Bases 1 to 1536 code for a protein of 511 amino acids. Gene Ontology annotation, cellular component: mitochondrion; cytoplasm.
AUGUUCGCCAGCCGUCGCCUCGUUCUCUCCGCUGUGCCCCGCGUGGGGGCACCUGGCGCCAUGCACGCCGUCAAGACGAGCUUCUCCGUCGCUGCGCCGUUGGCGUCUCUUCGCGCAUCUUCUGCCGUCGCCCCGGCGUGUGGAAUGGCGUCUCGCGGCCACGGGCACCCGCAGCAGUCUUUGAGCGUUCCUGUCGUCGUCGGUGGGAAAAGGUCUUUCCUGACCGUCUCUCGCCCUGUCCUCGCAGUCAAGACAUUCAAGCUCGCGGAUAUUGGCGAAGGUAUUGCUCAGGUCGAGCUGCUCAAAUGGCACAAGAAAGUCGGCGACGAGGUUGAAGAGAUGGAGGAUUUGUGCCAGGUGCAGUCUGACAAAGCCGCAGUGGAGAUUACCAGCCGCUUCACGGGGAAGGUUCUCAAGCUGCACCAGAAAGAGGGUGCGAUGGUCAGGAUCGGCGCGCCGCUGCUCGACAUCGACGUUGUCGGCUCAGACGAGGUCGCCGAGGAGGAAGACGCGAAGGACGACACACCGCACGCGUCGGCUCCCGCGCCCUCCUCCAGCGCGUCGGCUCCCGCGCCCUCCUCCAGCGCGCCGGCGUCUGCGGCGCCAGCGACGCGCCGCUUCGCGAAGGAGAAGGGCGUCGACUUGUCCCUAGUCCGUGGAACCGGCCGCAACGGGCUGAUCACGAAGGAAGACGUCAUCAAAUUCCUCGAAGGUUCUCAGAGCGCAGCAGCCCCCACCCCAGCAGCCGCCCGCGCAGGUCAGCCGCAAGCGCCUGUCACCCCGCAGCGUCCGCAGCGCGAGACGACGAAAGUGCAGCUCAAGGGCUUCUCACGGGCCAUGGUGAAGGCCAUGAACGACACGGUGAAGGUGCCGCAGCUGAACAUUGGCGACGAGUACGAUGUGACCGAUCUGGUGAAGAUGCGCGAGUUCCUCGUGAGCCAGACGGCGAAGAAGUACAACUCGCGUCCCACGAUCACGGCCUUCUUGAUCAAGGCCGUCAGUCUCGCCCUCGACGAAACGCCGAUUCUCAACUCCAAGUUCGACGCCGACACAAACGAUUCUUACACGCAGUUCGGCUCGCACAACAUCUCCAUCGCCAUGGACACUCCGAACGGCCUCGUCGUGCCAAACAUUAAGAAUGUGCAGGAUCUGAACAUUCUCGAAAUCCAGGCGGAACUCCACAGACUCCAGGGCCUCGCCAUGGACAACAAGCUCUCGCCCGCGGAUCUUCAGGGCGGCACCAUCAGCAUCUCGAACGUCGGCGUCAUCAGCGGCACGUACGUGCACGCGCUGCUUUUCGACGGACAGGCCUGCAUCGUCGGCGUCGGUCAGGCACAGGAUCUCCCGCGGUUUGUGAAGAGCAAGAGCGGAAAGGCUGCACUCGACGACGAGGACCUUGUUGAGCGCAGGAAGAUCAUGACCGUCGCCUUCACGGCCGACCACCGACACUGCGACGGCGCGACAGUUGCGAGGUUCAACAAGCGAGUGAAGGAGCUCUUGGAAAACCCCGAGAUGAUGCUUCUACAUCUGCGAUAG